AUGUCAACAAUCGGCACAACAACAAUUCAAACAACUACAGCACCAAACUCUUUAGUCAUGAACCCAACUUCAAUGUUAGUAGAGAUGAAAAGCUUCAUUCCUUCUUCAUAUACUUUCGAAACAAAAAUCCAGAAGAUAAAGCAAGAACUUUUAACAAGUAAUUUAGACUGUAGUGCGAAAGAUGAAACAAAUGAACAGUAUCUUUAUGAAAUGCAGGAUAUUAUUGACCAUCUACCUAAACUUCCUGAAAUACAACAACAAAAACUAACCAUUCCCGAAUUUGACGAAAUAGAAGUCAGACUGACUGACUCAGUAGAAAUAAAGAAGUUCAUACGAAAGGUAAACUAUGAAUUCCUUGGAUUUCAUUGCAACCACAAAGUCAUGGACAUUGACCUUUACAAAUCCGAAGAAUUUAAGACCUACGACAACUUUGUUUCGUUAGUUGCAAAAUGUGUUUGGGAAAUAAGAGAUAAAGAUAGUAGGGGUAAGGUAUGGAACGAACAAAUAAAACCCGCUAU
Molecule: messenger RNA, 518 nt
Organism: Trichomonas vaginalis G3
Lineage: Eukaryota; Parabasalia; Trichomonadida; Trichomonadidae
Product: organellar and viral DNA polymerase type B
Exons: 1
Source: RefSeq, a predicted model, not a curated record